AAAAAGAAAGAAAUGAUUAAAGGAGGACUUCCCUCCAAUUCCCUGACUGCACACUUUUUGAUAUUUCCUUAUCUCCACAUUUUUAUUUCUAUUUUAUUUUUUUUCAACUGAUUUUAAUUGUAUGAUUACAUGCACAUAUGCAAUCCCCAUUUUAGGCUAUUGAUUCCUUUCAGCUGCUAGGGUUUGCAGUUCCUUUUUGUUUUGGGAGGAGCUUCUAGGGUUUCUACAUUUGCUUGCUUCGCUCAGGUUAGGUUGGCAUGGAUUCUACAACACAAUCUUUCCAACACCGAACACUUCAUGUCAAAUUGUGGCCUCCUACUCAGAGUACUAGGCUAAUGCUUGUGGAGCGGAUGACGAAAAAUCUUAUCACUCCAUCUAUUAUUUCCAGAAAGUAUGGCAUAUUGAGUAAAGAAGAGGCUGAGGAGGAUGCCAGGCAAAUUGAAGAGUCGGCAUUUGCUGCUGCAGACCAACACCAUCAGAAGGAGCCCGAUGGUGAUGGAAGUUCAGCAGUGCAGGUUUAUGCCAAAGAAUCCAGUAAGCUCAUGCUGGAAGUUCUUAAAAGGGGCCCUAGAAUGAAAGAGGAUGGAGAGGCAGCAGUAGCUGAGAUAUCUGCAGCUGCACAUGCUGAUUUAUUUGAUUUAUCUGGUGGUCGACGGGCAUUUAUCAGUGCAGAGGAGGCUAAUGAUCUUUUAAAACCACUUAAGGAGCCAGGAAAUACAUAUACUAAGAUCUGUUUCAGCAAUAGAAGUUUUGGCUUGGAUGCUGCUGGUGUUGCAGAGCCAAUCUUGUCAUCAAUAAAGGAUCAAUUGACAGAAGUAGACUUAUCUGACUUUGUUGCAGGAAGACCAGAGCCGGAAGCUCUUCAAGUCAUGAAUAUAUUUUCUUCAGCCCUGGAGGGUUGCAACUUGAGGUAUCUGAACCUUUCAAACAAUGCCUUGGGGGAAAAGGGUGUAAGGGCUUUUGGAGCACUUCUCAGAUCACAGAAUAACUUGGAGGAGCUUUAUCUGAUAAAUGAUGGUAUCUCAGAGGAAGCUGCUCGGGCUGUCUGUGAGCUAAUCCCUUCCACUGAGAAGCUCAAGGUCCUUCAGUUUCACAAUAACAUGACAGGUGAUGAAGGGGCAGUUGCUAUAGCUGAGAUUGUGAAACGAUCUGCUAUGCUGGAGGAUUUUCGAUGUUCUUCAACAAGGAUAGGCUCAGAGGGCGGUGUCGUACUAGCUGAAGCCCUUGGAACAUGUAGUCAUAUGCGGAAGCUUGAUCUGCGUGACAAUAUGUUUGGAGUGGAAGCUGGAGUUGCGUUGAGCAAGUCUCUUGUUGCAUUUGCAGAUCUUACUGAGGUUUACCUUAGUUAUCUAAACUUGGAGGAUGAUGGGGCUGAAGCACUUGCCAAUGCUCUAAAGGAGUCUGCACCUUCACUUGAAGUUCUUGAAAUGGCUGGUAAUGACAUUACUGCUAAAGGAGCUUCUUCUUUGGCAGCUUGUAUUGCAGCAAAACAGUUUCUCAGCAAGUUAAACCUUUCUGAGAAUGAAUUGAAGGAUGAAGGUGCUAUUUUGAUUGCCAAGGCAAUAGAGAGUGGUCAUGGCCAGUUAAGUGAAGUUGAUUUGAGCACUAACUCAAUCAGAAGGGCUGGGGCAAGGCUUUUGGGACAGGCUGUUGUUCUUAAGCCUGGAUUUAAGUUGCUAAAUAUUAAUGGUAAUUUUAUAUCUGAUGAAGGGAUUGAUGAAUUGAAGGAUAUAUUCAAGAAUUUGCCUGGUGUGCUUGGGCCUUUGGAUGAUAAUGAUCCAGAAGGUGAAGAUCUUGAUGAGGAGGCAAAAGAAGAAGAUGCAGACAAUGAAGAUGAUUUGGAAUCAAAACUCAAGGGGCUUGAGAUCAAGCAUGAUGAGCAGUAGUUCCAUCAGAAGUAAUCUGCAUGCUUAGCUGCUCUGAAAUUAAAACUUAUCCGAACUUUUUUUCCCUUUCUUUGGGAUUAAAUGCUUUUUUCUCUGUAACCUAGUCCAGCUGCAUUAACAUGGUGUGGUAGAUUCAUCUCUGUAGGUUAGUCUGAGAAAAGUUCCUUUUCCUAUUGAUAUCAGGCUAUCAAGUUUUGCAGUUGUAGCUUACAGAUACCUGGGAACUUGGUUUAGUUUUAGGAUUUGCUAGGCAAUGUUGUAUUGCUGUAGGCAGUAUGUUGUUUUUAAUUUGUUAGUGGCUCUCAUUAUCUGGACAUUCCGACUUUCUUUCGUAGCAUAUGCAUGCUCGCCAUUUUAAAUGAAAUUUGGUUUCUCAAGCUUUUUAAA
Molecule: messenger RNA, 2273 nt
Organism: Manihot esculenta (cassava)
Lineage: Eukaryota; Viridiplantae; Streptophyta; Magnoliopsida; Malpighiales; Euphorbiaceae
Product: RAN GTPase-activating protein 1
Exons: 2
Coding region: 258-1886 (542 amino acids)
Molecular function (GO): protein binding; GTPase activator activity
Source: RefSeq, a predicted model, not a curated record